ACACAAUCUCUUGGGCUACCUCAAACUUUAGGGGGUUAAUAAUUCUACUAUUAUAUAGUUCAGAGGGGUGAUAGGACCCUCACAAAGAUAAGGUGUGUAGUUAGAACUUUGAUCGGUACAGGGAAGUACUUAUGCUUUUUCCCAACAAAUAAAUAUAAAGUCGAAAUUUAUGUCAUUUUUGGCCAAGCCUAUUUGACUCCACUUUCAACUAUAUUUUGGGAUAAGACACUAUUAAUCCAGAACUAUCCUCGAAGUUGCUACAAAAUACCUUAUUUUUGCGGGGGUUGUAUUAUUCCCCUAAACUUUUUUCUAUAAUUCUUUGCAUCGUUAUGUUGAGAAGUGAUUCAAAAAUGUUUGACCAAGUCUUUAGGAUUUUAUUAGUUGGUUUCCUUUAUUUAAGUAAGUUUAGAUAUUCAUUAGCUUUAGUGGAUAAGUGGAUUAGUGGAGCUAGAUUUUAGUAUUUUCAGUUUCUUGGUAAGCCUAUUUAUAGGCAGUUAUUUUACAUUUCGUUGCAUCAGAAAUACAAGAAUUACAGUAGCUUUUCAUCUUUUUUGCUCUAUUUUUUGUUUACUUUCUCCUUAUAAUUCUUUUCUUAUCCAACAAAUCUGGUAUCGGAGCCCGGUUCUUUUCAAAAUUGGGUGAGUAUUUGAGUGAAACUAGAGAGAAAGUGUGAGAGCAAAAGAAAAAUGGUCGUGAAUGGUAUUUCAUCAUCUUCACAACCACUCAUUCCAAUUUUUACUGGUGAAAAGUAUGAGUUUUGGAGUAUCAAAAUGAAAACUCUUUUCAAAUCACAAGGAGUUUGGGAGCUGGUGGAAGUAGGGUUUGUGGAUCAAGCAAGCUCUAACAAAGAGGUGAAAAAAUUGAAAGAAAUCAAAAAGAAGGAUGCCAAAGCACUGUGUUUCAUUCAACAAGCAGUCCAUAACACAAUCUUUUCAAGAAUUGCAGCAGCAACUGCGUCUUCGCAGGCAUGGAAGAUUUUGGAGAAGGAAUUUCAAGGUUCAGCUAAAGUAAUUACAGUAAAAUUGCAGACUUACCGUUGUAAAUUUGUAACUCUUUUUUUGAAAAGUAAUGAAUCUGUUCAAACUUAUUUGUCUAGAGUUUCUUCUCUUGUUAAUCAAAUAAAGUCUUAUGGUGAAGACAUAUUUGAAGAAAUUGUUGUUGCAAAAGUUUUAAGGAGUCUUACUCCAAAGUUUGAACAUGUUGUUAUUGCGAUUGAGGAAUCUCAUGACUUAUCUGAUUAUUCUUUUGAUGAACUAAUGAGUUCUUUGCAAGCUCAUGAAGAAAGGCUCCUAAGGUUACAUGAAAAAAAUGAAGAAAAGGCAUUUCAGGUGAAGGGAGAGUCCGCCCAUCAGAAAGAUAAGUCAGAAAAUUUUUCUAAUCGUGGUCGUGGCAGGGGUGGUUUUCGAGAAGAGGUCGAGAUAGAGGAGGAUCAAAUGAAGAGAAGCAAAAUACGAUAUUUUUGUGCAAUUACUGCAGAAAGCUAGGUCAUAACGAAGCUUAUUGUUGGCAAAAGCAAAAGGAUGAAAAUAACCAAGCAAGUUUCGCAGAAAAAAAUGACGAUGAGAGUAAGUUGUUUAUGGCCUUUUAUUGUGAAAAAGAAAUUCUAACGAUGUUUGGAUUUUGGACAGUGGAUGUUCCAAUCAUAUGUUUGGAACAAGAUCAUUGUUCAAAGAACUUGAUGAGUCCAAAAAAUCAGACGUGAGGCUAGGAGACAACAAGAAGAUCCAAGUUGAAGGCAGAGGUACUGUUAGCACUAGAACCAGCCAAGGUAAUGCUAAAAUAUUAGAAGAUGUGAUAUUUGUUCCUAGUCUAUCUCAUAAUUUGCCUAGCAUUGGGCAGUUAAUGGUUAGCGGAUACUCGAUUUCUUUUGAUGAUGGUUUUUGCACUAUUAGAAGUAAGAAAUCUGGACAAACCAUUGCUACAGUUCCAAUGACUAACAACAAAAUAUUUCCUUUAGAAGUUUCAAUGGUCGAGAAAUGUGCUAUGGUUGCUAGUAGAGAUAAUGAUACUAGACUGUGGCAUUUGCGUUAUGGACAUUUAAAUGUUAAUGGACUGAAGUUAUUGAGCCAAAAGGAAAUGGUUUUUGGAUUGCCAAAAGUUCAGAAUCUUGAUUUUUGUGAAAGUUGUGUUUAUGGAAAACAAAGUAAAAAUAUUUUUCAUAUAGCAAGUCUUGGAGAGCUUCUAUUUGUCUCGAGUUAGUACAUGUUGACUUGUGCAGUCCUAUGAGUAUUAAGUCCUUAGGGGGGAAGUCGAUACUUUUUGCUUUUUAUUGAUGAUUAUAGUCGUAUGAGUUGGAUAUAUUUCUUGAAAUUUAAAUCUGAAACUUUUGAGAAUUUCAAGAAAUUUAAAUCUUUUGUUGAGAAGCAAAGUGGAUGUAGAAUAAAAUCUCUUCGGACGGAUAGAGGUGGUGAGUUUAUGUCAAAUGAAUUCAGUUCCUUCUAUGAGGAAAAUGGAAUACAUAGAGAACUCACAUCACCUUAUACACCAGAGCAAAAUGGUGUAAUCGAAUGUAAGAAAUGCACAAUUGUCGAGAUGGGCAGAAGCAUGAUGCAAGCUAGAGGUGUUUCAAAGUCCUUUUGGGCUGAAGUCGUUGCCACUACUAUCUAUGUGCUGAAUAUUUCACCCACCAAGGCAGUUCUUAAUCGAACACCAUAUGAAGUAUGGAGAGGUAACAAGCCCAAGGUAAGCCACUUACGUAUCUUUGGAUGUGUAGCUUAUGCUUUGGUGAAUUCACAGGCUCGAGCAAGCUUGAUGAAAAAUCUGAAAAAUAUGUCAUUGUUGGUUAUAGCACACAAUCUAAAGCUUAUAAGCUAUAUAAUCCAGUGAGUGAAAAAAAUUAUAGUCAGUAGAAAUGUUGUGUUUAAUGAGGAUGCAAGCUGGAACUUUAAUUCUGGAAAUGAAAGUUCAAAUAUUCAAUUGAUGCCUACUAAUGAUGUUGUUGAUCAAGAGCAUGUAGCAGAUCCUUCUUCAUCAUAUCCAUCAAUUGUCUCAUCAAUGGAACCAUCAACUUCUCCAACAUUGGAAGAACCUUCAGCUGAGCCAAUUCCAUUAAGAAGAUCAACAAGGGAUAGAAAACCAAAUCCCAAAUAUGUUGACAGUACAUCAUGUACUUUUGCUUUGCUUGUUUCAGAUCCUAUUUGCUUUGAAGAUGCUGAAAAAGAGGAUAAAUGGUGCAAAGCUAUGGAAGAGGAGUUGUUAGCUAUUCAAGAAAAUCAGACCUGGGACUUGGUUAAUUUUCCAGAAGGAAAGAAAGCUAUUGGUCUCAAAUGGGUGUUUAACUAAGUAUCAUGCAGAUGGAAGCAUUCAAAAGCACAAGACAAGGCUUGUCGCAAAGGGCUAUUCCCAACAACAAGGAAACAUUGAUGAUAGAAAGAGCACGUCUGGUUUCUUGUUUAAUCUCGGAUCUGGAGCAAUUUCAUGGAGUUCAAAGAAGCAGGAAGUGGUGGCAUUAUCAACUUCAGAGGCUGAAUAUAUUGCAGCAACUUUGGCAGCUUGUCAAGCAGUUUGGUUAAGGAGACUUGUUGCAGAUUGCGAUCAAAAACAAGCUGAUGCAACUGAAAUAUUCUGUGACAACAGGUCUGCUAUUGCGAUGUCGAAAAAGCCAGCAUUUCAUAGCAGAACAAAGCACAUCGAUAUUCGCUAUCACUAUAUUCGGAGUCUUGUUUCUACUGGAGUACUUUAAAGACUUGUGGUACGAAUGAGCAAGCGGCAGACAUCUUCACAAAGUCACUUCCGCAAGCAAAGCACGAGUUCUUCAGAGGUCAACUUGGAGUUUGCACUUUUGAAUCAAGGGAGAGUGUUGAGAAGUGAUUCAAAAAUGUUUGACCAAGUCUUUAGGAGUUUGUUAGUUGGUUUCCUUUAUUUAAGCAAGUUUAGAUAUUGAUUAGCUUUAGUGGGUAAGUGGAUUAGUGGAGCUAGAUUUUAGUAUUUUCAGUUUCUCUGCAAGCCUAUUUAUAGGCAGUUCUUUUACACUUCGUUGCAUCAGAAAUACAAGAAUUACAGUAGUUUUUCA
Messenger RNA from Nicotiana tabacum (common tobacco), 4012 nucleotides. Lineage: Eukaryota; Viridiplantae; Streptophyta; Magnoliopsida; Solanales; Solanaceae. The record is from RefSeq and is a predicted model, not a curated record.